GUCAUAAGCAGUACAUGUACAUGCAUCAUUUUCAACAAAACACCACAAUACUUCCUUCCUUUAUUAAAGUGGAUGUAUUUGUUUGUUUUUUUAACGCGGUUCAAAGGAAGCUACUCAUUGUCCACUUCCUGUUCACUGCGUUCUGUAACCAUGGCAACUCACCAGUAGGACACCGCGGAGACACAAUGGCGCUGAAUAAAGCCGCCGUCUUCAGAGGGAGCAUGACGUCACCCAGAUUGGGCGUGGUCAGAGAGUCAAUGCUAACCAAUCCAUUGCUGAUCAAGGCACGUGUGGGUCAGAUCGGUUCCAGAGGUCUUUAUGUUCCUGGUCCGGAUUUCACUUGUGGAGCUGGCAGUACACAAGGAAAUGGGGGCGUGGCUGAAGUUCUGUCGGGGUGGAGGGUCCAGUCCACACAAAGCUCCGCCCCCCGUCAACCGCGCACCAAAGAUUUUGUGGCCCUCAACCGGGAUGCGGUCCGAUGCGGGCUGGUGACGGCCAAACAACUGAAGGAGUACAGAGCGCAAAGGGCCAAGCAGGACCCCGACCCCAAAGUCCAGAGGGUCAGAACUUCCCAGCAUCCGGCUAUCCCCGACAUCACCUUUGGAAUCAACACCACCAGGUCGGCGUCUCCAUUCUUUGAUCUUUUGUCUCAUGAGUACGGUCGUCGUUGGCGGGAAGACGUCAUGAAACGGAGUCGUGACGUUGAACGAUUUAAGAGGGGGCAGUGUGGUUUCCCCAUUGAGACAAGGACUUCUUUAUUGCGGAGGAGCGCGCGUCAUCCCCACGCCAACACGCAGGUUCAAUGUGGUUCCUUUGAAGACUCGAGGACUACUUCAGUGCGAAGGAGCACACGUCUUCCUCAUAGCAACAAACAAAGUGUCUACACUCAGGUGUCUCCUGGGCUGGACACGUUCAGGAGGUAGAACAGGUGUGUUCAAGUCAACAGGUGAAGACAUCCAAUAAAAGUCCAUUUCAGUCA
Molecule: messenger RNA, 979 nt
Organism: Nerophis lumbriciformis (worm pipefish)
Lineage: Eukaryota; Metazoa; Chordata; Actinopteri; Syngnathiformes; Syngnathidae
Gene: cfap77
Product: cilia and flagella associated protein 77
Source: RefSeq, a predicted model, not a curated record